Molecule: messenger RNA, 4359 nt
Organism: Corythoichthys intestinalis (scribbled pipefish)
Lineage: Eukaryota; Metazoa; Chordata; Actinopteri; Syngnathiformes; Syngnathidae
Gene: grem2a
Product: gremlin 2, DAN family BMP antagonist a
Exons: 2
Coding region: 1208-1777 (189 amino acids)
Biological process (GO): animal organ morphogenesis
Molecular function (GO): receptor ligand activity; BMP binding
Source: RefSeq, a predicted model, not a curated record
UUCAAGGCAAGCUAGGCGCUAAUAACGCACUGCUGCAUCGCUACCGUAGCUACCGUACCGUCUCUCGCUUUUGACGUAAUUGCUGCAUUAAAUCCGAUUUGCGGGACUGGACAGUACAGACCGCCGCAACAGUCUGGAAAAAUGUGGCCCAGAUCGGAUUUAGACCACAUACGAAAGUGACCCAGAUCGGAUUUGAAAUGGUCCCGUUCUAUGCGACUUGUCACGUUCAGACCGUCAAGUUAAUGCCUCACUCGAGUCGCAAAAACACGAAAAAAUCGGAUUCGUGCAUUAAGACCUGUAGUAUGAACGUAGCCUUAGUUCGGACGCUCAGUUGCCUUGACAUUUUUCCGAGUAAGGCCAACGACGUCAUGCAUCAAGAGAGACAAUAGCUAAUUAAUAUGCUCACUCGCCACCCUGUGGUCUGGGGUGUUAAUUGCAACCUGUCAAAAUGACGGAUGGACUUCAGUUUUUUCCGUCACCGUUUUAAAAAACCAGUCAACGACGGAAAAUAUUCGGUUAACGCGACCCCUGGUUCCCAGUCUAAAUGAUAUCUCGAUUCUUGCAGGAGCAUAUCGAUAACCUUUUGGGAUAUAAAGUAUCACGAUAUAUAAUCAUUUCGAUAUUUUGUCACACUCCUACAUUUAAUACACUCCAUGUUAGAAUGAGAUGCACCUACCAAAUUUUCAAAUUCAGAUACAUGAGGGAAAAAAACUGACAAAGGGAUGAAAUGCUGUCACUUUUUACCAGAGACAAGUUCCAAGAAUCACACACACGCUCCCAUAAAUAAUAGAAGUGAAGGCAGUUUGAAUAACACAAUCACCAGGACCAAUAGGAAAAAAGCCUCCCAUUCUUGAGGAGGGAAGGGGCUGGUAGUGAGUCAAACUAAGUCUAAAGACUUUACAGUCAGUGGAACAAUCUCACUCCGCUCAAACGCGCACACACUGAGAGCCCAAAGAUGCUUUCACUGUAAGACCUGGAGCUGCAGAAACUUCAUACUGGAAACAUCAUCACAACAAUAUGACCGAUAACUCAUUGUUUUCAAUACAUUGAUUGUUUGAACAAAAGGAGGGAAAAAAAACGAGCCUCGGGGAUACUUAUGGACUUUGUUGUCAUGGAAACCAGAGCCUGGCAGCGGACGCAAGGACCGCCGAAGGUGGAAUGACCUGCCCAGACCGCAUCCCCGACAAGUUACUGUCACACUGAGAGAAUGCUGUGGAGAAUAACCAUCGCAGCCGUAUUGGCUGGAGUGCUCUGCAUCACGGCUGAAACCAAAAAGUCGCGCCCGCAGAGUUAUAUCCCGUCGCCGUACAAGAACAAAGGAAACCUGUCCUCCGAACGCCACCAGCGGCUACUGCAUCAGAAGCCCGAGGUGCUUUCCUCUAGCCGCGAGGCCUUGGUGGUGACCGAGCGCCGCUACCUUCGCAGGGACUGGUGCAAGACCCAACCCUUGCGCCAGACCAUCAGCGAGGAGGGUUGCCUGAGUCGCACCGUGGUCAACCGCUUUUGCUACGGCCAGUGCAACUCAUUCUACAUCCCAAGACAUAUGGGGCCCAGCGGCUCAGGACACAGCCAGAAUCGAGGGCAAGGUAGAAAAGGCCACAAUAAGGCCCAGGAGCCGUUUCAGUCUUGUUCCUUCUGCAGGCCGCACCGCGUCACGCAGCUGACGGUGCAGCUGGAUUGCCCUGACCUGCAGCCCCCUUUCAGGCACCGAAAAGUGCAAAGGGUCAAGCAGUGUCGCUGCAUGUCUGUGGACGUGAGUAGCCGUGGAAAGCUGUGAAGACCAUAGAGAAACAGACAAAUGAUGCCAAAAAUGUCCCGUCUCCGUGCUUGGAAUGGAAUGAAACACAGAACGAGAAGGCACUGAUUAAAUACAAAGCAAACUAAAGCACAUGUUAAGAGACUGGUACAUGUCAGUCUGGACUAGAUAUUUUACUUUGUUAACAGAGACAGGAGUCCAAAGUCAAAAAGAUAUCCCUCAACCCAAACUGUGAAAAGGUGUUUACCUGUAGGAGAUGUUCGGUAGUACUACUUUUUCUUUUAAUUCUCUGCCUCAUUUUGAAUCUAUAUAGUGUCCUAAAUGCUGCAGAAUCAAUAAUCAAAAGGCAACACAACAUGGAAUUUUACCUUUUUGGACACACAAGUAGAGUACAAUACAAACAUAGUAACAACACAUUAUUGCUCAAAAUGUUUUAACAAGAAUUUAGUAGGAAAUCGUACACAUUUUUUUGUAUUUUGCUACAAAUAUGGUGGGAAUGCAUAUUUGGAAAAUUUUGUACUGCUCUGAAUCAACAUGGUUGAAAAUAUUUGUUUUCCCAUGGAAACCCCAAAUAGAUGUUAUCUACAGGCAAAAGUGCAUUCAUUUUUUUUUUCGUACAAAAUGCUAUUAAUUUCAUGUGAGAACAGGCUGUACUGCUGCAUGUGUAAGUAAAGUGCAAUGCAAUAUAUAUGUUAAACAAUAUAUACAUGCUACGUAUGUGUGCAUAUGUGAAAAAAGUAUAUUAAAUCUAUUUCAUAAAAUUGUUUACUUUUUUUUGCCAUGACUGACAAACCGGAACAAUAAAAAAAAGACCCAAAAGCACGAAUUAAAGUUAAUUAUUUUAUUAUAAAUAUUUUUCACGGUGAAAAGGUAUUUCAUCAAAAAUCCCCGAUCCUCUCGCUCAGUUAGCACAUGGGUGUAUUAUAUGAAUAUAAAAAACUGCAAAGUAAUGUCAGCAUAAAGUGAGAUAUGAUAGGGUGAUGACUUCAUUUUUGGGUUAAGUGAUUCCAGCAAAAGGGGGGCUAUUUGAGGCUACCAGGAUGUGACAAAAUAAAAGUAUUCUCCGCCACUUAUCCUUUAAAUAUAAUUUUUGACCUACAAAUGUUGUCACUAAAAUCCAUGUUGUAGAGCACUCAUUUGUCAACCUUUGUGUGUAAUAAGGCACUGUGUCUGGAUGUGUUAUACGUCAUGUAUAUACAUAAAUAAGACUAAACCUGUGUUUGCCCAUUAAGUACAUUAGGGGAAGCUGUAAAAGAGAAAAAUCCUCUCCCUAUUGCUUAUAAAAUACAAUGCACGGAUACAGUGUUGCUACAAAUUUGCAGUAAGCAGUCUGGCAUCUUCGCCUGAAUCUCCAUGGCUUGAGUUUGUCUUUUGCAAGCUAUGAUUUAAUAUCUGCUGCCAGAAUGUGGCUGAAUGUUCCUCUUGAUAUGCUUAAAAUGGGCCAAUGCAUGACAAGACAGUAUUAUUAUUAUUAUUUUUUUUUAAAAAGAACAUGCUAGAUUAAAAUUGUCUUGAUGCGUCAAGUCUGAUUGUACUUGCGCAGUUAGCCUCGGUGAUUAGCGUUCUCUGCUUUACAUCUUCUGGCCCAGCUUUGCUUUCUGCGGAACAGAAACAAGAUUUUUAUUUCCCCCGAAUGAAUUUUCACAAGACAAUCAGAAAAACAUCAGACAAUGAAAAUGAACAACGUACGAUUCCAGUUGCAUGUUUGGGUUUGACGUUGUAGGAUGCUUUCUCCUUGGCUUGUCUGAAACACUCCUCUGCCACUUUCAGCCUAAAAUGAAUGAAAAAAAAAUGAAUGAAUUAUACAAAAUAUAGACAGGCAACUCAUGAACAUUAUUUUUCGAACACUUUGGAAUACAGGUAGUUACACAACACAGGGUAGGGUUCAGUUUUGCACUAUUUUGCCACAAUUACAAGAAAAAACAUUAUGGGGGAGGGGUGAGGAGUUUUUCAUCUUCAUCAUCUUAUUAGAAUAAAGUAAUGAUAGUCAAGAGAGGCAUCAAAUUGAACACAUCCAGAAGGAGAGAAAGUAAUGGUGACCCAAAACAAAAAGGGAAUUUUUGAAGUGCGCAUUAGGGAAAAAAGACAACGGCAAGCACUGCAAGACAGCAACCUUGAGCAAGUAAACACCCUGCCAAUUUAGUAACCAUGGUGAAUUCAGGAUCAAAUUCACAGUAUCCUAGAUGAGAUGUUUCAGUGGUCAGUAAGGAAUCUUAGCAGCAGAUAUCACAAAUGCUUUUGUACAGGGGGACGCCAGCUAAAGGCGUACUUUAAAAAAAAAAAAAAAAAAAAAAAAAAAAAAAAACACUAGGGAAGGUUUCAGUUUUGGCCAAUUUUAGCGACACCUGUGCACAAAAGCGGAAGUGUUUUGCCUUAAGGAAGACUGCGUUUCCCAUGAGUACCAGCGCACAGUGUCUUAAAAUGUGUUGCCUGCAGGUGGAUUGAAUGACAUUUCUGUUUCCAGCAGCUGUGUGAAGGAUGAAUAGUAAUAAGGUCAUGAAUCCAGUUGUGGAUAAACAAUAGCAUAUGACGGUUAGCAACUGUGUGGCUUAGUGUGAAUAACCCCCCACCACCACCACCACCAACUCCACCACUACUACUCG